CCCUCCCUCUCUUCUUUCCUUCCUUCCUCGCUCCCUCUCUCUGCGGCCGCCGGUCUCUCUGUUCUGGCCCGGGGAUGGGGCUCUUGUCCCGCCAUCCGUCGCUCUCAUACACAGGGACCCCAACAGGAGCUUUGCUUUUCUCUCUCUCAAGAAGGGGCCCGGAGGAAGAGCGCGUGAGCAGAGCCCAGCCUGCCCGCGGGGCUCCUUCUAGGAGGGGGUGGAUGGUUCUUCCUGGUCCUGGUGGUCCAACCUGCCGUCGCUCCCAGCUAGUCCCGGGCUCCAGGGAGGGAGCGCGCGGCAGGCAGGAUUGAAUCGGAACCAAAAGCGAGCGGCUGGGCGGGCAGCCCCAGGGCCGGCCCUUUGCAAUCGUUCCCGCCGCCUCUCCGGCCUUCCAAAGGCAGCAGGGGUGACGGGCCCUCCUCGGAGGCGGGGGCGGCGGGGGGGGGGGUGCUGGCUCAGCGCCCAAGCCUCCCGGGCCAAGGGGUGAGAGGGAAGCCCUUCCCCCACGGGAGGCUCCCUCCGUCCGCAUUAGCCUUCCCGGAGGGCGGAGGCCAAGCCGGGCCCUAUUUAGGCGGGGAGGCCAGGCCAGCCGGGCUCCAUCCCCGGACGCUCCCGGCCCCGCGCAGCCAUGGGCCUCGAGCUCUACCUGGACCUGAUCUCCCAGCCGUGCCGCGCCGUCUACCUGUUUGCCAAGGCGAAUGGGCUCCCCUUCGAGGUGCGGAGCGUAGAGCUGCUGAAGGGGCAGCACCUGCUGGAUGACUUCACCAAAGUGAACAGUCUGAAGAGAGUGCCGGCCCUGAAGGACGGAGACUUCACCUUGGCCGAGUGUGUGGCCAUCUUGCACUACCUGAGCCAGAAGUACAACACCCCAGCUCACUGGUACCCUAAGGAGCUGCAGGCCCGGGCUCGGGUGGAAGAAUACCUCUCCUGGCAUGGCGACUCCAUCCGUGGCACCUUUGGCACAAUGCUGUGGAUUCGGGUGCUGGGCCCUCUCAUCGAUGUCCACAUCCCCAAGGAAAAAGCAGACAAGAAUAUGGCGGGCAUGGUCCAAGCCCUGCAGCAUCUGGAGCAGAAGUUCCUGCAGGACAAGCCCUUCCUCACAGGGGACAAGAUCUCCUUUGCAGAUCUGAUGGCAUUAGAGGAGCUGAUUCAGACUGUCUACUCUGGUUUUGAUGUCUUUGAGGGGAGGCCCAAGCUGGCUGCUUGGCGUGGGCGGGUAGAGGCCACCUUGGGGGAGAAGCUGUGCCAGGAGACCCGGGAAGCCCUCCACAAACUCUGUGCAGAGCCCAGAGCCUUCCAGGACAUCCCUUCAUUCAUGAAGGAGAGGAUGAAGCUUCGUCUUACAAGGAUUCCCUAAUGCAAGACAUUUCUGAACAAGGCCAUGAGUACUGGGGCCAUCCUUCUUCCUCAUCAUAUUACUUCCAGAUCCUGGACCCUGAGCAUGGGACACUAGUGUCUGGUAGAUGACCUUUCUUCAUGUUUCCAUUCCACUUUCCAGCGAUUUCCAAUCUCUGUGACUCCAAAUGUGCCACCACCACUUCUCCUCAAGUGCUAGCUCCCUUUCCCCCGUGAGAAUAUAAGCUCUUUGAUGGAAGGGACUGACUUGUUUAUUUUUGUAUUCUGAGCCCUCAGACUAGUGCCUGUCCUAUUCAGUAAGGACUGAAUAAAUGCUUUUUCAUUCA
Molecule: messenger RNA, 1682 nt
Organism: Monodelphis domestica (gray short-tailed opossum)
Lineage: Eukaryota; Metazoa; Chordata; Mammalia; Didelphimorphia; Didelphidae
Product: glutathione S-transferase theta-2
Biological process (GO): glutathione metabolic process
Cellular component (GO): cytoplasm
Molecular function (GO): glutathione transferase activity
Source: RefSeq, a predicted model, not a curated record